AUGUACUUCCUUUUAUUCUUGAAAUCAGGAGACACGGAAGCUUGGAAACCUGACGCAAUCCUUGCAGAUGCAGGUGUUGUGCCAGGAGAAGAAGGGAGCCCACAGCCAUCGGAGCCCACACCCCAGGGGGAUCCCAAUUGCCUAGUGGACCUGGCGUUUCUCAUCGACGGCAGCUCUGCUAUCGGCAAACGUCGGUUUCACAUCCAGAAGCAGUUCCUCGCCGACAUGGCUCAGGCGCUGAACAUCGGGCCCACCGGCCCGCUCAUGGGGGUCAUCCAGUAUGGGGAUAGUCCAGCCCUCCAGUUCAGCCUCAGGACUCACGCCAGCUCCCAGGACGUGCAGAGGGCCCUGGAGAAGAUGACGCCUCGGGGUGGCCUCUCCAACGCAGGCCGAGCCAUCUCCUUCCUCACCAAGAGCUUCUUCUCCAAAGCGCAAGGGAACCGCAGCGGUGCCCCCAACGUGGCCGUGGUGCUGGUGGACGGCUGGCCCUCUGACCGCGUGGGGGACGCCGCCCAGCUGGCCCGGGAAGCGGGGAUCAACAUCUUCUUCGUGACCGUCGAGGGACCCCUGAAGAACGAGAGGGAGCUGGUGCCCGAGCCCGACUUCGCCCAUAAGGCCGCCUGCAGGCCGUCGAGCUUCUACGCGCUGCCCGUGGCCAGCUGGGCGGCGCUGGGCCGGAGCGCGCUGCAGCCGCUGGCGCGCCGCGUGUGCCGGCCGGAGCGCCUCCAGUGCAGCCGCACCUGCCUCAACUCGGCCGACCUGGGGCUGGUGCUGGACGGCUCGAGCAGCGUGGGCCCCGCCAACUUCCGCACGCUGCUGCGCUUCGCCGCCGACCUGAGCCGCGCGCUGCGCGUGGCGCCGUCCGAGGCGCGCGUGGGCCUGGUGCAGUACACCUACGAGCCGCGCCUGGAGUUCGGCCUGGACGCGCACCGCUCCCGCGCCGCCCUGCUGCGCGCCCUGGCCGGCGUGGGCUACUGGAGCGGCGGCACCAGCACGGGCGCCGCGCUGCGCUUCGCCCUGGAGCGCCUCUUCCCCCGGCCGCGCCCCGGCCGCAGGCAGAUCCUGGUGCUGGUCACCGACGGCCGCUCCUACGACGACGUGCGGCCGCCCGCCCUGGAAGCCCGGCGCCGGGGCGUGAAGGUGUUCGCGGUGGGCGUGACGUGGGCAGUCCCCGAGGAGCUGGCGCUCAUAGCCUCGCCGCCGGCCGCUGACCACGCGUUCUUCGUGGACGAGUUCGAGCACCUGGCCCGCUGCGUGCCCCGCAUCCUCCAGGCCAUCUGCGACGACUUCGCCCGGAGGCCGGGGGACUGA
Molecule: messenger RNA, 1311 nt
Organism: Suncus etruscus (white-toothed pygmy shrew)
Lineage: Eukaryota; Metazoa; Chordata; Mammalia; Eulipotyphla; Soricidae
Gene: VIT
Product: vitrin
Exons: 7
Coding region: 1-1311 (436 amino acids)
Source: RefSeq, a predicted model, not a curated record